AAUGGUGGAGUGAAUGCAACACUGGUGCAAUCACGAGUGUAAAGUGACUGUUAAUAGCGUUUUUUAAUCUUUUAUUCUCAUAAUUAUAUUGCUACUUGGCAAGAAAUGUGUUUGGAGAAAAUGUGUGUGAAGAUGCCUGAAGCCCUAUAGGUGUGUGUGUGUGUGAAGAGAGCCCCAGAGCAUGAGUUAUUUCAGCUAUGUGGGCAGAAUCUUCUCCAACGUCAAAGGUUUCUAUAACGAGAUCAAUGCAGCAACACUAACCGGAGCUAUAGAUGCGGUGAUCGUAAAGCAGGAAGAUGGGACGUACCUGUCCUCACCAUUUCAUGUCAGAUUUGGAAAGUUGGGGGUCCUUAGGGCCCGAGAAAAAGUAGUUGACAUAGAAAUCAAUGGAGAGCCAGUGGAUAUCCAGAUGAAGCUGGGAGAGUCCGGCGAGGCAUUCUUUGUGGAGGAACUGCCUGAAGAAGUAAAUGAGGACUUCCCAGCAUACCUUGCUACAUCCCCCCUGCCCUCUUCCUCAGAUCUAAUGAUGGAGGGGGUGAAGGAGAUGAAGCAGGAAUACCUCAACACGGCAGGGAAUACUAUUGAGGUGAUCCCCCCUCAGACGUCUGGCCCGGAGAAUAAUGUCAGCAUCAUGAUCGAGGAUGAAGAGGGGAGGAAGAAAAAGGUCAGAAGGAAGAAACGACCGGUCAGACGGACAUCUUCCAAUGAGGAAGCAGUUAAGAAAGGCACUGAAAAGUCUGGAGAUGAGAUAUUUAACAUGGAGGAUGUAUCCACUGAUGAUGAAUUGUCCAGUAUGCCAGCCAUUUUACCAGAUCUCUCCCCACGGAUGGGAAAAUCUGUAAGCCUCCCAGUGAUGGAUGAGACCCAGGAAAGUCGCUUUGAGAGAACCAGUCAAUGGGCACAAUCACAGUAUUCCUUCAACCAUCCCUUCAGUGAUACAGAUAUGUCACCAUUAGCUAGUCCAACCAACACUCGUCCCCCUUCCCCUAAGAGUGACACAGAGGUGGACCGCCAGAGGCAAGGGGAGGUGGACCAGUCCAUCCUAUCCGAGGAGGAUAGCACCUUGUGGGAGUGGGGGGACCUUCCACGCAGACAAGAGGAGGAUGUGAAAUCACCCAAAGAAUCCAGCGACAAAAAGACGAGUGAUAAAGACGGAGAAUCCCAAGAGAGCAAGAGUUUGUUUCAAUUCAUGAAGAAGACCAAGGCAGUACGUCAUAAGCCAGAAGGGGAGGGGAUCUAUCUGGAUGACCUGAAUCUGGAGGAGAUGGACCCAGAAGUUGCCAAGCUCUACUUCCCUAAAAGAUUCCACAACAAUAAGUUUGUAUCAAUCAAAGAGAAAACUGAAGCUGAGGAAGACACAGAAUCGGGGCGUGGGGCAUCCCUUCCUGUUUCCCCACACUCUGUAGAGGGUGCUAUUGGGGGUCCACCAGGGGUCAACUUUCUAAAGUCAGAGGUCAAGCACCUUGGAAAUUUCUCCCUUUCCUUGUGCGGUGGACUGAGUGACCCAGAGGGCGUGAACCUGCAGAAGUUCAUGAACGACAUAGUGACAUUUGAUGAUAUUUGUAAAAAUUACAACAUGGUCUCCAAUCCAGACCUUGUGGUCAGAAUUGGAGAAAACUUCUACAAUUGGCAGACUGCAGCCCCCAUCAUCCUCAGCCAUGUCUGUUUUGAUAAAGAACUGCCAGAGGACACCAUGAACAACAUUAUUAAAGAACACAUGCCGAAAAAGAAAGCAAAGAAGAGUGGUGUUUCUUCUUGGUUCUCAUGGCGACGAACAACAACAGAUACCUCAAAUCCCACCUCUUCUGCUAAUCCUGAAGUUGAUACACAUGCUACAAAAUCGGGUGAGAGUUCUACCUCCCAGUCUCCCCCAGUCAGCCAGCCAGGAAGUCCCCGUAAAUCACAGAGGAGGAUCACUGAUGAGAGUCUGAAGAGCGAGGGAAAUGAUACUUCUUGCGAUGACCUUGACACAGAGGACUCAGACCCCAGCGGCCAACCAGCUCUGCCUGACCCUGAGGCUCGCCAUAGUAGUAAACCUAUUGAUGUAAAACCGGUGAAGGAGAAGUUCAAAAAGACCCUCCGUCUUUCCUCUGAACAAAUUAAAAAACUUAACCUACAUGAGGGCCAGAAUGAGAUCUCUUUCUCUGUGACAACACAAUACCAGGGCACAACUCGCUGUAUGUCGCACAUUUACUUGUGGAGAUAUGAUGACAAGAUUGUUGUUUCUGAUAUUGAUGGCACAAUCACCAAGUCUGAUGUACUUGGCCAGAUCCUCCCUAUCAUUGGUCGUGACUGGUCCCAGUCGGGGGUGGCUCAGCUCUUCACCCACAUCUACAACAAUGGCUACAAAUUCCUGUAUCUAUCAGCCCGAGCCAUUGGUCAGUCCAAGGUGACCAAAGAUCUCUUGAAGAGUAUAAAACAGGAGUUCCAUGUAUUACCUGAUGGACCACUUCUAUUGUCACCGACCUCACUUGUCAGUGCCUUCCACAGGGAAGUGAUAGAGAAGAAACCAGAAGAUUUUAAGAUUGCUUGUCUACGUGACAUAGGAGAGUUAUUUCCAGGACUUCAGCCGUUCUAUGCUGGAUUUGGCAACAAAAUCAAUGAUGUGUACGCAUACAAAGCAAUAAAUAUUCCCCCCAUAAGAAUAUUUACGAUAAACCACCGAGGAGAGCUGAAACAGGAGUCGUCCUAUACUUUCCAGUCUUCGUAUUAUAGCUUGACAGAGAUUGCAGAUCAUUUCUUCCCACCCAGAGAACGAUUAGGGGUGUAUGAUAGCCAUUACAGUACCGUCAGAUACUGGAAAAGCCCUCUCCCAAGUGUCUCUGAGACGGAAAUCUCCAAACUCGAGACAGAAACCUCAGAGGAGAAAUGACAACCAACACCCAUGGACAAGCAGUCUGUCUCCGCUCCGGUAAAGAUGCCUCGGUCCCCGUCAUCCUCCAAUGACAGUGUUCUACAGAGUAAUAACAGUUACGAUCUUUUGGAGAUGUUUUCCGAGAGUGACUCAGAAGAGGAUAGGAAACUGACGCAGGCUCUGGAGCCGAGACGGGAAUUUCAAAAAACUGGGAAGUACUGGCUCAUGCCAUUUAGUCUUUACAUGUAAAAAGUUAACAAAUUCUAAACUUUAUAAGGUUUAUUUAGAAUUCUGAAAAAUUUUCUUUAGAUGUUAAAGUCAGAACUUUAAAAAAAACUUUUAAGUGUCAUUUGAAAUUUUUUUUAUGAAAGAUGAUAAAGUCAGGGUAUCCAAAUUUUGUACUGAGAAUGAAGAGGUUGGUUGUUUACCCAGAUUUCAAAACUCCUAUAAAUUAUUUUUGUUGGGCAUUUUUUGGUGCUAGUUAUGAAGCAUUUAAUUUGUUAUAAUUUUGUUUAUGGAAAAUUGUUGUGGAGGUUUUAUCCUUUUUUUUUAAAAUACUUCACGAAAUUUUCAAUCUCCAUUAAAAAUGAAAAUUAUUUUUAAAAAAAUUUUGUUUGAAGAUUUAGUUGUUUCUUCCCUAGAAAUCACAACAAACACUGUUUGUCCAUGGCAGAAUUACUGUGUUCAUUAUAUUUUUUAUUUGAGAUACAUGUACAAAGCAAGGGAACAAUAUUUGUUUGUUUGUACAUUUUCAUUCAUUCUUUUGAGUUUCCAGCAAGUUUUAUGUAAUGGAAAAAUUGCUGCCAGUCAGAAAUUUGAAUCCUUAUCAUGAAGGCAGCUAUAAUGUAAUUCAGUGAGUCAAUUACAGUGUAUAUUUGUUAGAUAAUCUACUAUUAAUGUGAUUUGAUUUGGUAUUGAUAAAGUGCCAGCAUUAAUUUACUAAGUUAGACUUUUGGUUUUUUUUUUUUUUUGGUUUGACUUAAUAUGCUUGUACUGGUGUACACAUAUAAAUCAUUUGGUAAUUUGCACCAAUUGGGUGGUGUGAAGUCUGUAUGUUUUUUCAGUAAUUGAAUGUUUUCUCCAUGUUUAUUUUUUGUGUUAAUGUUAUGUUUACUCUUGUUUUUUUCUGUUACCUUGUGUGAUAAAAAGUGUCAUUAAGGUUUGUUUAAAGUUUUAAAUGUGUUUCCGAUAGUAAUAACGUAGUGUUUCUAGCCAUUAAAUGAUCUCCCAAAAUAUAAAUUCCCAUUCACCUGUUCAAAAAAGUUUCUAGAAAAAUUUAUGAUGCAAAGCAUAGAUACAUUUAAAUUCAAUUUAGAUGCAUUCCUAGGCAGUUUUUAAUGUUAGUAAGUAAAGCAUGUGAUACCUUUGGUGUGAUAAUGAAAUGUGAUUUAUUUAUAGAAUGGUGCAAUUUCAAGAGGUAGAUAAAAAAAAAUGAUCUGAUUCAUGGUGAUUUUUUGUUAUGUGAAAACCAACAAUAUGAUAUUUGUUUGAAAGAAGUUUUAAUCAGUGUUUGUAGGGGAUGAUUGAAGUGUUAAAUAUUAAAUAUAAAAAUGUGAAAAAGUUGCUGGACAUACAAGGGUAUAUAUGAUGCAUAAGUUUGUAUUUGUAAACAUUGGCCAUGAAAUUUUCAUGAUAGAUUGUGAUGUAUUAGAUUUAGACAAAUGCGAGGUAAAUAUUUAUUUAGAUAGGUUAUUAAUUUUUACUAGCUUAACAGAAAACACUGCAGUAUUAUAAGCUCUAGGAAACCAGGAUGAUUUUGAUCAAGCCUAAUGUAUGCUGUCAUUUACUGUUUUGUUGAAAGUGUAGAAAAAAAGGGUACAAAAUUUUUUUUAGGGGAUGGGAAGGGGGGUUGGGGGGAUUUAUGGUUUGAAGAAUUUACUUAGGUUUUCAUUACAAACAGUUCAUUUUUGAUGUCUUUUUUUUAUAUUUAUGUUGAAUAAUUUUGGGAAUGACUAUUGACUUGACUAUUAAGAAUAACUGGUCAUUUGUAAUACUGUAGAUUCCUUAUUUUACGCAAGUACUUAUAAUCGCGAAAUGGCUCUUUGCUGCCAAAUUGCGAGGACAAUAAUUCGUGAAUGGCUGGUUCAUCAAGGGAUUUUAUGUGAAUUUCAGCCCCAUAAAAAUAAAAGUGAGUAAUUUUAUUUCGUGAGUGAUGCCUCUUGCGAAAUAGUGCAAUAAUUUAUUCCUUGUGUAUAUUUAGGAAACUACAGUACUGUUUUAAACAGUGUGACACUAUAAAGAUGGAUACAGUAUUCCAUGAUAUUUUUUUCACUCUUUACUGAACUUGGAAGUAUUAUAGUUGUUGUAAUUUUUUUUAAGACUGAGGCAUUUAAUGUCAGAAGGGGAUGCGACUAAAGUGUCUCCAAAAUUUGUUGUUUAAACUGCAUGCUCCACUGUGCAUGGCUUAUCAGUGUCUAGAUCAUAGUUCAUAUUUGUGCAUCGAAAGUCCAGAGAAACCUUCCUAAUCCAAAAUGUACUACACAAAUUUUGUAUCAGAAUAGUCAGGAUGUAGGGUUGUACAGUGUAAAGAACAGAACAGUGAAGUGGGAAUGAAAUUUAGGUAGUAAUUCAGUUAAAUGGACUGUACAGGUGUUGGAUUAGAAAGUUUUCACUGUAUGAGCAUUUUAGAACGAUUGGGUGGAAAUGCUUGAAUAAAAAUAAUGUUAAUGAUACCCAUUUAGACUAUACUUGCAUAUGAAUAUUGAAUAUAUAAUGUCUCAUCAGUUUAUAUUUCUGAACUAAAAAUCCACAUAUUACUUUAAAGUAUUUCAAGUUUUGGCAAGUGAUUGAUUGGUAUUGUUAUUCUUUUCCGUUGUCAUACCUUGUAUUUAUGUAUGCUUGAUUUUCAGGGACAUUAACAGCUUGCCAUAGAAUUUACAAAAAGAUAGCUUUUCAUUAUCUAUUUGGCAUAAUUAUAUUGAUUGUUACCAUAUUGAGGGUUCAGAACCACUCAGAAACAGUAAUUGGGCACUUGAGGUUGAAAUGUUUCUUAUCAUUUAAUUUCAUUCAGAAGUUCUCAAGCACUUUCUGUUUCUUGAAACCCAGAUAUGUCCAAGAUCUAUAACUCGGACCAAAUAAAAAAAUUUAGUUAAUUUCAGUUUAUGGAACCUUUGGAUUUUUAUUUAAUAGUCCUUUCAGUUUAAGGUAUAGGGGUUUUGAUGUAAUUUUUAAUUUUCAUUAUUUGGAAGGAAUAUUAUGCCAAAUGAAGGGGGAUGUUGAACAACUCAUAUUUCAAGGAUAAAGAGAGUUUAUAAAAGAACACCUCCCAAUAAUGUAGAAAUGUUUUGUAAUUCAUAUACACAUUGCGCUUUAACUGUCUCUAUUAUAUAUUUUCACAGUAUCAUGAAGUUUGUAUACAAUUGCAAGUCAUUGCAAAAAGAAAUUACAUAAAUUUUGUUUUUGAUUAAAUUGUUAUUGCAAUAAAUAUGAUUUGUUA
Messenger RNA from Saccostrea echinata, 6290 nucleotides. Its product is annotated as phosphatidate phosphatase LPIN2-like. NCBI's taxonomy places the organism in Eukaryota, Metazoa, Mollusca, Bivalvia, Ostreida, Ostreidae. The transcript is spliced from 17 exons. Gene Ontology annotation, biological process: positive regulation of transcription by RNA polymerase II; cellular response to insulin stimulus; triglyceride biosynthetic process. The record is from RefSeq and is a predicted model, not a curated record. Gene Ontology annotation, cellular component: nucleus. Bases 182 to 2872 code for a protein of 896 amino acids. Gene Ontology annotation, molecular function: transcription coactivator activity; phosphatidate phosphatase activity.